Gavia stellata (red-throated loon) is the source of this 3503-nucleotide messenger RNA. RefSeq names its product pyruvate kinase M1/2 (gene PKM). The record is from RefSeq and is a predicted model, not a curated record. Gene Ontology annotation, cellular component: cytoplasm. Gene Ontology annotation, molecular function: magnesium ion binding; potassium ion binding; pyruvate kinase activity. The transcript has 9 exons. Gene Ontology annotation, biological process: cellular response to insulin stimulus; glycolytic process. Bases 55 to 1362 code for a protein of 435 amino acids. Lineage: Eukaryota; Metazoa; Chordata; Aves; Gaviiformes; Gaviidae.
GAGGACGGGCGCGGGGCGAGGCCGGGCGGCGGCAGAUACAGGACUCCAGCGACGAUGUCGAAGCACCACGAUGCAGGGACUGCUUUCAUCCAGACUCAGCAGCUGCAUGCUGCCAUGGCGGACACCUUCCUGGAGCACAUGUGCCGCUUGGACAUCGACUCGGAGCCAACCAUUGCGAGAAACACUGGCAUCAUCUGCACCAUCGGCCCAGCCUCCCGCUCGGUGGAGAAGCUGAAGGAAAUGAUUAAAUCUGGAAUGAAUGUUGCCCGCCUCAACUUCUCUCACGGCACCCACGAGUAUCAUGAGGGCACAAUCAAGAACGUGCGAGAAGCUACAGAGAGCUUUGCCUCUGAUCCUAUCACCUACAGACCUGUGGCUAUUGCACUGGAUACUAAGGGACCUGAAAUCCGAACUGGACUCAUUAAGGGAAGCGGCACAGCAGAAGUGGAGCUGAAGAAGGGUGCACCGCUCAAAGUGACCCUGGAUGAUGCCUUCAUGGAGAACUGCGAUGAGAACGUGCUGUGGGUGGACUACAAGAAUCUUACCAAGGUUGUAGAAAUUGGCAGCAAAAUCUACGUGGAUGACGGUCUGAUUUCGUUGCUGGUUAAGGAGAAAGGCAAGGACUAUGUCAUGACAGAGAUCGAGAACGGUGGCAUGCUCGGCAGCAAGAAGGGAGUGAACCUGCCUGGCGCUGCAGUCGACCUGCCUGCGGUCUCUGAAAAGGACAUUCAGGACCUAAAAUUCGGUGUGGAGCAGAAUGUGGAUAUGGUGUUUGCUUCCUUCAUCCGCAAAGCUGCUGAUGUCCAUGCCGUCAGGAAGGUGCUGGGGGAAAAGGGAAAGAACAUCAAGAUCAUCAGCAAGAUCGAGAACCAUGAGGGUGUGCGCAGGUUUGAUGAGAUCAUGGAGGCCAGCGAUGGCAUUAUGGUGGCCCGCGGUGACCUGGGAAUCGAGAUCCCCGCUGAAAAAGUCUUCCUCGCCCAGAAGAUGAUGAUUGGGCGCUGCAACAGGGCUGGCAAACCCAUCAUCUGUGCCACUCAGAUGCUGGAAAGCAUGAUCAAGAAACCUCGCCCAACCCGUGCCGAGGGCAGUGAUGUUGCUAAUGCCGUCCUGGAUGGAGCGGACUGCAUCAUGCUGUCUGGAGAGACUGCCAAGGGAGACUACCCGCUCGAGGCUGUGCGCAUGCAGCACGCUAUUGCCCGGGAGGCCGAAGCCGCCAUCUUUCACAGGCAGUUGUUUGAGGAACUGCGUCGUCUGACUUCCCUGAACUGUGAUCCCACGGAGGCCGCCGCUGUUGGCGCUGUGGAAGCGUCCUUCAAGUGCUGCAGCGGGGCCAUUAUUGUCCUCACCAAGUCUGGAAGGUAGGAGGUGACAGGUUCCCUCAGGUCGAGCCCACUUCGUGACAGGGUGGGGGAAGGAGACUCGCAGAAAGAUGGCUUUGAAAGACUAGAGCUGUAACAGUGAAGCCCGGGUUUUGGCAGCGACUGAGAGCCCAGACUGCCUGCCUGCAGUGCCAGCUCCUCGGGAGAUGGGCAGACAUCUCAAACAUCUGCACAUACGUAACCUCCGAGUUCCUCAGCCCGCCUCUGCCAGCGUGGCAGCAGCACCGAGCCCUGCCUCCCCUUGCUGUUCCGAGUGGCAUCUCUGCCAGCAGCGCUGGCUGGAAGAGUCAAGGGAAAAUAAGUGUUGCAGCUUCGAUUCAAACUUCUUGGCAAGAAAUCCUCGAUUUAAGAGUAAGGUAGAAGUUCAGUGGAUGCAGAAUCUUAUUUUUUUUUUUAUAAAAAUCGAGGCCGUGGCCUUUCAUAGUAGCAUCCAAACUAUAGGUCCCUUGCUGAACCUUUCGGGCAUCAGCCCUGCUUGCCUAAGCUCAAGGGGCGAAGAGGGACUGCUUAGCCUAGAAUUGUUAGCUAGGGAAACUGAAAGCGUUGGAGAUUUCCUCUUAGAGGCUUCCUUAUGCCUGCCUGCGAGUAAUCUCACUGAACAGGCAGGCACCCAGCAGCCAAGCGCUGCCUGCGCUCUCAGGUGGGCUCAGUGCCUCGGCUGCAGGUGAGAGGCAGCAACGCAGACGCGCUGGAACUAUGUAGUUUGGGAUUUCUGUCCAGCGACGGUGGCAACCACUGAGUAGAGACUCACUCUUCCAGUUGUGGAGAGGAAGCUGAAGCCUUGCUGAUCGGCUUUUCCAUCUAGAGGAACUAGGCUGCCCGCCCUCAAAGCACGUCCAACCAUAAGUCUCAGACUGCUUUCUGGAAGAGAAUCUGAAUUUCUUGCACUGGAUUCGGACCAAAGAAAUAAUGCAGCGGCAGAGAUGUGAUUAUAUGCGCUGGGCAUGGUCUACCUGAAGAACUGGACCAUCGGUGAAUCCUUCACCCAAAUUUACAGCUUAAAAUUAUUUGAAGCAGCCACUUUCUGCAGAGAUGAUAAGCACUGAGUUUCUGGAUACCCUCGUGCCUCUAACCUUUCUUUGUAAAAGGUUCCAGUCUUACACUUGACCUUUUUAAAGAGGUUUGAACUCUGAUAUUUGAAUAUUUUUAGCUGUGGAUUCUGUUACAGCCUUUGAGUACCUGGGUCUCCUAGAGCUACCGGAAGACUCCUUGGACAGCGUGCGAAGGAUUGUCUGAGAGCUGGCACGUGUGUUUGGGUGCUUCGAGCAGGCUGCUACUGCUUACUUGAAGCAGCAAUCUUUGGGUAUUGCUGAGCUUGGCUCCACUAAACAAGGCUGCAAAAGCUAGUGGAGAUACCGGCAUGCUCAUGGAGCUGUAAACGUCAUGGCCUUGCAGUUUUCAUCUCCAUUUAUUUGCAGAUGCACUCUGUAAGCAGUGCCGAGGGAAGGGGAAGCCGUAGUCCCCACCCAGUGUGUGCUGCUUGUUAUGUUAAGGCAUUCUAAGGAUUCUGUGCCCAACUUCCCGGCAUAAAUUUUGGCCUCAGUUGCGUUUGCUUCCUGUUGGGCGCAAGAGCAGAGCUCUGUGCGGAGGAACCGGCCCGUUUGCUGGCUUCAGCAGGUGAACGUGGCCGGGAGGCAAAUGGCUUCCUCCUUGGCAAGCUUUGGGUAGCGCUGCUGGUGAGGGCUCUUUCCAUCCCAUAAACCGGGAGCUCCUCAAAACAGAGGGAACUUGCAGGGACCCCCGUUGAGAUGCCAAGGACUGCUUGCAGAGGCCAGAAUAAAUGGCACCUCGCCACCUUAACAUAGCAACGGAGACAAAUAAAGGCUUGUUUUCGGGACCAAAACACCCAGAUGGCACUUCCUAAACGCGGAGGCGAGGUGAUUUUUCUCCGCAAGACCGGAGUGGGGACUGUCACCAAGGGACGGCCUUUGGUGGUGGUCCGCCCAGUUGCCUAACUGGGAAUUCAGCAGAGCAUCGAGCUCGUUGGUGAGCUUGGCUCUUGCCGGCAUCUCCUGUGGUCAUCUGCUGUGUCCCUCCAGGGGUUUUGUGGAGCCUUCCAGGUGACAGGCGAAGCUCGCUGCCGCUUGUGCUGCGAGCGGAGGUGCCCCUCUGGCUGUACGCGAG